AAGUCUUGGGUAUUUGCACGGUGCGCCACCCGACGCCUUGAGGCCACCCGAACGCACCGAUUGGGACUUCCAGAGACAAUCGGAGACUUCCAGGGACCUCGGGAGGCUUCCCCAGACUCAGGCCUGCGACCACUAGGGAAAAGCAGUUCGUCGGGGCUCUGGCUCCUCUUGUUUUCCCUCCUGCCACUCUCUUCCCCCCCACGUGCUUGUCAUGGAGGAGGGGCCCUCGGAGGAGGCCUGCACCCCUCAGGCACGGAGACCCGAUCAUCACCGCGGCCAACCUCUUCCAGCUCAGCGGCUUCGCGUGCGCGGACGCCCUGCACCUGCAAGGGAUCAUGAUCUUCGGCAACGGCGGCAUGGCACUCUUCUUCAUCAGCAGGAUACCGUCCAUGAAGGUGCCGUUCAUCUGGGCAUUCCUGAAGGUCUGCAUCAACAUAUUCAUGGUAUGGAAGCUGCUUCAGGACAGGCAGCCGGUGGUGCUCCCCCCGAAGGAGCUGGACAUCUACGAGAAGUAUUUCAUGCCGUUCGGCGUCGGCCCGCGGCAGUUUCGGGACUUCUGGAACCUCGGGGAGACCUGCCUAGUGCCCCCCGGCACCAAGAUCGCAGUUCAGGGCGAGGCGAAGGAGCAUGUCGAGCUCGUGCUCCGCGGCCACGUGUUCAGGCUGUCGGACGACAAGCACAUCCGCGGCCUCGACUCCGUGAGCGGAGAGGCCGCCGACGUGGACCCCUACAGCGCGGGGGCCUGGGUUGGCGAGCUGAGGGCGCUGCAGCUGCUGAACAUGGUGUCGGGGCCGAAGGCGGUGAGCGUGAGCCAGGAGCUCUACAAGCACCGCCUGGCCCAGGUGGAGAAGAGCAGGGAGCUCGACGUGGAGUUCGUCCACGCCUUCAGCGAGCUCUGGGGCGGCUUCGGCAUGGGGCAGCCGGCGAGCGCCGACGCCGACGCCGAGCUGCGCACCCGGAACCUGGACGAGCUCCUGCAGCGCAGCAGAGCCAAAUGGGACGUGCAGGCGGGCGAGGGCGUUGAGGUUCGGAGAUGGGAGCUGAAGCCCCUGCUGCACCUGUGCAUGACCGACCCCGAUCUUGCCGACCUCAUCGGCAAGGUCUGGUCGCAGUCCGUGAUUGACAAGAUGCUGCACAUGGACGCCGCUCAGAUGGACCUGCCCAGCAUCGUCAGCCAGAGGAAGAGAUGGGGCGUCCGGGUAUAAAGCCCACCCUGGCCCGCUGCCGGCCCGUGUGGUGCCUCCUGCCUGCCUGCCGGUCUCACCCGCGCGUCGCCGCGUCUGCCCGGCGGCGACCGCUAUAGGAUGCGCCGUGGGCUCUGCCCGCGCGUCUCUACGCUCGCUUUUGUUUGAGCGCCGCCCGGCCGCCCGCCUGUGCGCCCUGCCUCCCCAAUUGGAGCUGUGCGCAGCCCGCCCACCUUUUCACGGAGGAGGCUCGCUCUCGCCCCGCCGACCAGAAAUUGCGAGCGCCGUCCGAGGCGCCGGCCGAUGCUCACCACGUUCCGGACUCCGUGUAGCUUGCGUGUUCGGAGGCGCGUGCCGCUCUCCGCCAGAUGCGGGGCACCAGAGGAGCCUGGAGCCCGCGCGCUCCCAGCGUUCGCCCCUCCGACCGCCGUCGACGUCGACCAUGCGUAGCCCUCGGGCCCGGGGAGCUCCCGGGCGUGGGCGCAGAGUGGUGCCUCCAUGCGCAAUGUUCUCUUGGCUGUGGACGUUGUCCCUCCGUUGUCCCCUGUUGGCUGCUCAUUAAUUCCUGCAGAUUGCCAUAGGAACGUACACGUGCAUUCUGUACAAGUCGGAAUGCACUUGGAAGCAAAUGUAGGGCUCCGCUAAGCCGUCUUCAGCAUUAUAAAUGACGGAGGCCGUGGCGGGCGACAGCGAAUUUCCCUGUUGCUGUUUUCGUCUUUUCCCGUCACAGCACCGAGCUCUUGUCCGCGGAGGGACAGGACCGCGACAAAUGUCCAGGGGUGGUGCUGCUGUGCUCUCGUAUCUUCUGCCGCUUCCCAUGUACAGUCAAGCGAAGCAGUGAGGAUGCAGUACUUCGUCAACGCUGUUCUUGCAUCCAUGCCUUCUUCGACCCUGUGCUGUGGCUCUGCAGCGCUGCAAGUGAUGCAAUGUGGGCUCCUGAGGUCUUUGCAACCUUUCGGCAGGCUCGCACCGCGUCAACGCGGCGGCGACGCCAGCGCGGGUGCUCACUGUUGAAGGCUCAUGGCGGCUGGAACCAGGCAGACCUUAAACCAUCUCCGCUGCCAGCC
This is a messenger RNA of Prorocentrum cordatum, 2251 nucleotides long. The record is from the annotation of a GenBank genome assembly. Lineage: Eukaryota; Dinophyceae; Prorocentrales; Prorocentraceae.